UUUUCCUUCCACAUUGAAUUUCUUCUUCUUUCUUCUCUCAAAAGUACUCCACGACGCGUUAAAGGAACGAAGCAACCGCGUUAUCUACGUUCAUCUCUCUCUCUCUCUGACUCUCUCUAUAAGUAGCAGAACAGAUGCUUGACGAUGCUGUACUCCUAUCCAGUCUCCUGUCCAAUCACGCCUUCUUCUUAAUUUCCUGAUUAACUGUCGUUGCUCGUUUUCCACUUUCUACAGACCAGUUCUUGCUAGCUAGCUCUAGCUAGACCUUCCCGCAAUUCGAUCAUGAGCUACCAGCAGGGAUACCCGCAGCCCGGAACUGCAGCGUACCCUCCGCCGGGCCAGCAGCAGCAGCAGGCCUACGUGGCGGCGCCGCCGCCGGUCGGCUACCCACAGGCGCAGGACCAACAGUCUUACCCUGCUGGCACCGGCGACGAGACCACGAGCCGUGGCCACCACCACCACAGCGGCGGCGGCUUCUGGAGAGGAUGCUGUGCGGCGCUGUGCUGCUGCUGCCUCCUCGACGCCUGCUUCUGAUCUGAUCGAGCUUGUCCGAUGCUGCCCGUCCGUCCAUCACGAUCACGGCGACAUCGUGAUGUGUGCUACGUACUGUAGUAGCUAUCUGCAGUUGAUGCCAUUUUAUUUUUUUUAUUUUUCAUGUCUGAUGGCGUUGUAUAUAUUUUAUACGCUUGCCCAUUCAAUAUAUAUGCUUGAAGAGGAUGUGUGAGAUUGAAUGUUUGA
This is a messenger RNA of Brachypodium distachyon (stiff brome), 738 nucleotides long. Its product is annotated as cysteine-rich and transmembrane domain-containing protein WIH2. The transcript has 3 exons. The coding region runs from base 283 to 534 and encodes 83 amino acids. Lineage: Eukaryota; Viridiplantae; Streptophyta; Magnoliopsida; Poales; Poaceae. The record is from RefSeq and is a predicted model, not a curated record. Gene Ontology annotation, cellular component: plasma membrane.